CUAACUAUAUAGCUCAUUAAAAACCCUAGCUUCAUUUUGUGUUCUCCUUUCCAGCUCCCAUCAGCAGCACCACUAGCAGUAGCGGCGGGUAGCGUCGAAGCUUCAACAAUGGGGAUAGAUUUGAAAGCAGGAGGUAAGUCCAAGAAAACCAAACGUACAGCUCCGAAGUCGGAUGAUAUCUAUCUUAAGCUCCUUGUUAAGUUGUACCGGUUUCUUGUGAGGAGAACUCAGAGCAAGUUCAAUGCUGUGAUACUGAAGAGGCUUUUUAUGAGCAAGAUUAACAAGGCCCCACUCUCUCUUUCAAGGCUUAUUACGUACACAAAGGGAAAGGAGGGCAAGAUUGCUGUGGUCGUGGGAACAGUAACUGAUGAUAUUCGAGUUUAUGAGGUGCCUGCAUUGAAGGUCACUGCUUUGAGGUUUACAGAGACAGCUAGGGCCAGGAUUGAGAAGGCAGGAGGAGAGUGCUUGACAUUCGAUCAGCUUGCAUUGAGAGCUCCAUUGGGACAGAACACAGUUCUCCUCAGAGGCCCAAAGAAUGCUCGUGAAGCUGUCAAACAUUUUGGCCGAGCUCCUGGUGUGCCACACAGCCAUACCAAACCAUAUGUUCGUGCAAAGGGAAGGAAGUUUGAGAAAGCUAGAGGAAAGAGGAACAGCAAGGGCUUCAGGGUUUAAUUUUAUUGUAGUGAUAAAUUGUGAGGCAGUUUGGUUUGAUUUUGACUCUCUGUGCUCCAAUUUUUGUUCAACUUUAGGUUUCUAAAGAUCUUGUUCAUUUUAUUUCCAUUUGGGUUAUUGAUUAAUCCGCAUGGAUUUUUUAAUGCUCAGAUAUCAUACUUGGUUAUGCGUAAUGAAUUAUUGAAGAUCUCAAUUUCUCCC
Molecule: messenger RNA, 873 nt
Organism: Populus euphratica (Euphrates poplar)
Lineage: Eukaryota; Viridiplantae; Streptophyta; Magnoliopsida; Malpighiales; Salicaceae
Product: 60S ribosomal protein L18-2
Exons: 5
Coding region: 109-672 (187 amino acids)
Biological process (GO): translation
Cellular component (GO): cytosolic large ribosomal subunit; ribosome
Molecular function (GO): structural constituent of ribosome; RNA binding
Source: RefSeq, a predicted model, not a curated record